AUGUCUAAAAGAGCUUUAGACUGGAGGCGCUUCUGUAGUGUGGUCAGUUCCUCUGAUCCCCCACCAGGGAACACACAUGCGGCCGUCAGUAAAUUUCCAGUAACUCUGAUCUAUAAUAAUCAGGUUCUGAAUGUAAAGGAUCUCUUGGCAAGUCCCGCGAGACGGAUGACUUAUUUGGAGCCCAAGUGCCUUAUAGCUCACCCGUACGUGUACUGCCCGCCGUACAAGGAAGAGGAUGAUGCAUGGGGACUCCUUCUUCUGCUUGGCCUCGUUUUGAUACUAGGCGAGAAAUUUGCUACUGAUGGUACAAAUCUUGUGAACGACAUAGCGAAAACCACUGCAACCACACUGAUAGGGACCCCUGGUCCAAUCAGCAUUUUACUACCGCCGAUUCUUUUUAAUUAAAAUCAACGCAUGUGUUACAAA
Molecule: messenger RNA, 426 nt
Organism: Magallana angulata
Lineage: Eukaryota; Metazoa; Mollusca; Bivalvia; Ostreida; Ostreidae
Exons: 4
Coding region: 1-405 (134 amino acids)
Source: RefSeq, a predicted model, not a curated record